CGGUAAGGUAAUGGUAUACCUGAUAGUUAGAAACUUUCCGGUACCGCCACGGGAGAGAGUGUGAUAGAUGAACAAUGGUUACAAUGGUCCUUACCUCUAAUUCUUUUUCUGCGCACUUCUCUGAAAUCUUGGUGUUUAGCGGAAUCCCUGUCCGGAAUUCUCUCGCCUGCUCUGUGCCGUUUACAAAUCGGCCACAUCACCUGAAAACGAGUCAGCGUAUGAAUAGAACCGGUGCUCUGAAGGACUGGAAAGAUUAUGACCAAGCUUUGAAGGAUAAGGACCUAACCAGAGCUCUUCGGUUCCUAAAGAGUAUUCCUGUUCAACCAAAGGAGGAGUCUUGGAUAGAGUCUAGCCGGUAUCGGAGCGAGCUGGAUUGGGCAAGGGCCGCUCGGCAGGAGCGCAAUUGGGAGGUUUUGGAUACCUGCUUGAAUGCGGAUGAUAUGAGGCUUGUUGCCGGAGCGUACACUUUUCUUAAGGGCAUGGAUCUCUUGCCCAAUUUUGGGAAAUGCAGUAGCAUUGUUCUGGAAGGCACGCGAGAUGUAACACCAUCAUUAUUGAAGUCUUUGACUGGUUUAGAUGUGACAAAACUUUCACCCAAAAAGUGGGGUCUUUCAGGAAGCUCUAGCCUUAUUUUGAUUGCAUUGCUUGCUGGAAUCUCUUUUAUGGUAAAUCAGGGAAUGGACAUCAGACCUAACAUUACCGCAGUACUGGGCUUGACGGUGCUUGAUGCUAAAUUUCUUGGAGGUUCUUGCUUAGCGCAGGUCUCAAGCUACUGGCCACCUUAUAGGCGCCGAAUCCUAGUUCAUGAAGCUGGCCAUCUACUUGUAGCUUACCUCAUGGGCUGCCCAAUCCGUGGUGUUAUUUUAGACCCCAUUGUGGCGAUGCAGAUGGGAAUCCAAGGCCAGGCUGGAACACAGUUCUGGGAUGACAAACUUGAGAAUGAGCUCGCUGAAGGCCGGUUGAGUAGAACUGCUUUUGACAGGUAUUGCAUGGUUCUUUUUGCUGGGAUUGCCGCUGAGGCUCUUGUGUACGGAGAAGCAGAGGGUGGAGAAAAUGAUGAGAAUUUAUUCAGAAGCACCUGUAUUCUUUUAGAUCCACCACUAUCUGUUGCUCAGAUGUCAAAUCAAGCUAGAUGGUCAGUAAUGCAAUCCUAUAAUCUGUUGAAAUGGCAUAAACAUGCACACCGAGCUGCAUUUCAAGCUAUGGAGGGUGGGCAGAGUCUGAGUGUGAUUAUUAAAAGAAUUGAGGAAGCUAUGUCUUCCGGCAGUUGAACUAUGGAAUGCAAGAUGUAUACUUCUUUCGUCCAGGAAGGGACUUGAAGUGAUAAUUUGGACCGAGAAGUAAUGGAAAAACAAGAAAUUUCUCUACAGGCCUGGUGUAGAGACGUAGAGUUUUUAUGGCACUUUCAUUAUAGGUGGUUCAACUUACUGCUGGUAGCCUGGUAAUAACAUCACACUGCAUAUGUGAACUGCCUUUAAGAGAAGAGAUUCUUCCAUGUAUUAGCUGCACAUUGAGAAUUUAGUGUACUUUCUUAGUCAUUAGCGAACAAUGUGAAAGAAAUGUUUUUGUUUUAUCUAAAAGGACAGUAUUUAAAAAGGGAAAAUGUAAAGAUUGAUCAUUCAUUUAUUUUUUUGCCAAAAUUUAGCUCCCUUGUAAGUCCAAACUGUGGUAGACGAACUACAUAUCAUGUAGUCAUGUACUUCUCGUAGUUAUCUUUUUAACUUUAUCAGUUUAUUGUGGAGAAUGAGAAUCAAAAGU
Cuscuta epithymum is the source of this 1758-nucleotide messenger RNA. NCBI's taxonomy places the organism in Eukaryota, Viridiplantae, Streptophyta, Magnoliopsida, Solanales, Convolvulaceae. The record is from the annotation of a GenBank genome assembly.